AAAACCCAAGGGUCUCCAACUACCUCAAUUCUGUACUGUUUCCUUUAGGAUAGAUCUUGAAGUCAAAGCCUCAGGAAACAUCUAGGCUUAGCCUAGACUAGCUGCAGCCCUCUGAGAAGAGAGAGGAGAAACCUCGCUUCCCCUUUUUAAGUUGUAGCCUUAAGUAGUUCUUGGUAAGACUUUUAAAACAAAACACAAAAGAGAGAAAACAGAUGUUACUCACCUCCCCCUUCUCUUGCUUUCUUGUAGCCCAUGGGAUCAGAACGGAUGGAGAUGCGCAAACGGCAGAUGUCUACAGCCCAGGAGACCCCAGGCUCUGCACAGACACAAAACAACAUGGGAACUCGAGGGUCCAAUGCCUGCUGCUUUUGUUGGUGCUGCUGUUGCAGCUGCUCAUGUCUUACUGUUAGAAAUCAAGAUGAAGAGAGAGCAAGAACAACAUCCCAUGAACUCCAAACAGAGGGUAUUCCAAAUUGCGAGGAAAGCCCUGCUCCUACUCUUGAAGAGGUGAAUGCCUGGGCUCAGUCAUUUGACAAACUAAUGCUUACUCCAGCUGGCAGAAAUGCUUUUCGUGAGUUCCUCCGAACAGAAUUCAGUGAGGAAAAUAUGCUUUUCUGGAUGGCCUGUGAGGAACUAAAACAAGAAUCCAACAAAAGUGUCAUUGAAGAAAAAGCAAGACUAAUUUAUGAAGAUUAUAUUUCUAUCCUUUCUCCAAAAGAGGUCAGUCUGGACUCCAGAGUACGAGAAGUUAUUAACCGAAACAUGCUGGAACCCUCACAACAUACCUUCGAUGACGCACAGCUUCAAAUUUAUACCUUAAUGCACAGAGACUCCUACCCACGCUUUAUGAACUCUGCUAUUUAUAAGGAGUUGCUUCGGUCCUUAUCUGAAAAAUCCAUUGAAGCAUAGGAUUCUCUCUCAAAUGUAUUUAUUUUAAAACAAAUGGAAUGCUGGGCUACAUCAAUCAACAGGGAAUUUAGAAUUAACCAGAUGAUUUACCUGAAAAUAACUCAGGCAAGUUUUAAUACAGACUGGAUGUUUUAAAAUCUGCACAAGGCUCUGACACUGUAGUUAGCUACAGUUUCUGAUCACAAAAAGUAUUGCUUUGCAAACAAGAAUGAAAAGGAUGAAGAGAAAAUGUUAUUGUUUAAAAAAAGUAUUUUUUACAAUGCAGCAUGCAACUUGGACACAAAUCUCUCAUAAAGGGACGUAUCUCCAAAGUAAAAUUGCCAAAUGAGCAUGAAAACUAGAUGUUAUUUUUAAGUGGAGUGCUACAGUUGAUACUCAAACCAGUUUCCCCAUCCAUACAAUGAGCAAAAUAAAAACUGUUAUGCUGUCAAUAUCUGGAUUAUACUAGACCAAAGUUUCACAUAUUGUACAAGUUGUACCUGGCACGGGUACACUCCACUUGUUUUAGAAUAUGUAUUUAACCCAUAUGCAGUGGGCUAAUGAAAAUCAGUAUGGCAACCUCGAGUUCAUGAAAGCUAGUGGUUGAAAUAAUGCUGCCUGUAAAAAAAAAAAAAAAUCUUUUUCCUGAAAAAGUGUUAUUUUACUACCAAGAAUCUGCUCAAAACAUUUUUAAGUUCAUACUGUUGAUGUUUUUAAAGUUAAAUUAUUUACUUAACAGGAAGAAGAGUCUGGGCAUUUAAAUUCUUAAAUAAAGCACAAGAAUUCUCAUGUAUUGUUCUCUUCACUCUGCAGAUGUAAAAAAAAAUAUUUCACUACUUGUUCCUGAGAGACUGGCAGUAUCAACCAUCUUGUCUUUGCACAAUGUUAAGCUCUCCCCAGUUAUAUGACAUGUUUAGUUUACAGACAUUCAUAUAUUUCAUUAACCAAAGAAAGAAGCUAGAACUAUCCUGUGCUGAUAAGGCAUUAUUUCAGACUGUCCAAAAGAAAAUCCAUGUUCAUUUACAUUAUCCCCAAAGCAUUACACUUGAUUUUUGACAGAUAUCUCCCCGUAAGCACUUUUGUGUACAUCAAAAUUGGUAAUCACUGCAAGUUCUAGGAAGAAAACAAGUCAAAUCAGCAUAAUCUAUUUGUAGAUCUCUUAUUAUAAUAACUUUUUUUCAAAUUAUGAGAUUUUUUUUUUACAAUCCCACUCAAUUAAAAUUUGGAGUUUACAGUAAACUUCCAUUAAAUUCUAUUUUCCCUCCCGCACAUUCAUUUUAAUGAACCAAAUGACAUACGGCGUAUUAGUACAUGGAAAGAAGGGCGACAGAACAGAAUGAAACAAAAAGGAAAAAAAAAAAGGAAACAGGAGAGAGUUAUACAGCCAUAGUUCAGUGACAUUACUGUAAUCUUUCUACAGCCUACUAUUUGCCUAAUUCCAACACUAUGAAAAGGACAAAAUGGGACUUCCUCUCUCUGAAAAAGGGACCUAAGCAGAAUUUAAGAAGUCAAUUUACUGGCUUCUUCAAUGCACAAAGCAGGAGACAUGUUUUCUCCUUCUUGCAUCAACACUAUCAAAUAAAUAAUAAUAAGACUUUUCAUUAUACAGUAUCAUGGGAGAAGAGCUGACACAAGGCAAGUUAAAAAAAAAAAGUCAUUAUGUCAUCUUAGAAAAAAAAAGUUAAGAGGAAGCCUUUCCAUGCACUACUAUUAAUGACAUGGUCCAGUUAGUGGUUGCCACUGCCUAAUAUAUUAUCAUCAUCCAUUUAUCACAUACCCAAUGCACUCUCAAUACAAUCUCAGUUUACAAGUAGUAUUGGAUGACAGGCAGCAACUUCAACAAAGAUCAAACUGGACAUAUUGGUAAGGCAGCAUUUAGACGGAGCUUACACUCCAACUGACAAUGCUACACUUACUGUUUUGAUUAGGUUGGGUAAGGCUGUUGUAAAACUGACAAAGUAAGUUUAAGUAGGUCAAAUUCAGCUUGUUGGAAAGAUUAGACUCAUGCAUCAAAAAAGUUCAAAGCUGUGUCAUUUCAUGAAACAGAGGAUUUAGUUUCCUUUAAGUUCUCUCUCUUCCUUGCAAAGAUACUUCAUUAAGAGUUAGAUGACAAACUGAACAAUCAAACUUUAUAUCAAACAAUAUAUAUUCUAUUAUUCUCUGAGAAAAAGAUAAAUUGAAAUUAAAGGGGAGAAAAAAAAAAACAGGAUUGAUUUGGGUAGUUCUGUGGUUAAUAUCAGAUUAUUAAAGGAAAAGAAUAGUUUCUAAGCUUAUUUUCUGUGUCCCUCAAAUGUUAAAUAAAAUUGUCUAGGCAAUUUUUAUUUUAUUUCUGUAUUACUGCAAUGUGAUGAUCCUUCCUGAAAAAUCUUAACAAACUGUCAUGCUGUAUUUAGGUUUAACCUUACGCUCAAGACCCAUGGCAGAAUUCUGGUCCCUAGAUAUCCUGAGAAUAUCUCUUAACACCCUCCCUCCCCUCAAAACAAAACAAAACAAAACAAUACUAUUAUGUCAUUCUGAGGCUGUUUAAUGCUGCAGUUAAAGAAAAAACAAACAAAAAAACAACAAAAAACCCACCCACACAGAAGACAGUUUAUUAAUUGCAUUUCAUUACUAUAUAUUUGCUAAUUAUGCACAAAUUUAUGUCUUCUCAGGCAAAUAUGAGUUCCACUGAAAUGGAAAAGUUAUUGUAGGCAAGCUGUUACACCAAUAGGAGGACAAAACAAUCACUGACACAAGAUACUAUAUCAUUAAAGUCCAAAAUUAUCACAAAAAUGAAUUUAUCAUAGCUUGAAAAUAAGCAUGGCUGGUUUGUCUUGGCAUUUAUCUAACUGCAGGAUAUCAUUAAGCUGUAAAAAUUUUCCAAGUCCACUGGUAUUCGUUUUUGAGUGUCUGCACUUUACAAUCCAAUAACUCCCACAGAACAUGCACAGUGUUAAAGACUGCUCUUUUCAAGAGCCUGCUAAACAGUAUUAAAAUUGUAUGGACUCCUUCAGCCAGCAUAUUGUGCUUUACACUGACCUUUAAAUUCCAAAUUCAUUAGCACAAUGCAAAUGAAGAAAAAAAAAUGACUAAAUACAGCAGAGCCUUUCAGGCAAUAUACUCUAAAAGAUAAAUUAGAAUUUGUCACACUGUCUCAGUACAAAAUAAUUUUAAAACAAGUUUGCUCUAAACAGUAUUUGAGACUACAAAUAUACUGCCAUAAAAACUAUCAUUUCAAUGACAACGUUAAUGGAAAGGUUUUUUUUAUAUUAAUGUUGUAACUAAAUUAAUCCGAAACCUUUUCAAAUGGUAAAACAAUUCAAGCUGAUUAAUGAUCUAUUGAAAUAGAAGCUAAUAUACAUGGGUAUGGAAUUCUACUUAAGGAGGUGAAACUCCUCAAAUUUAAUUAUAUGGAUGAGUACUAAUCAUCUAUUCCAAAGGUCACGCAUUUGAAAGCUAAUACAACCACUCUGGGGGGAACGAAGACUUCAGAUUGAGGAACUUAAGUUCUACCUGAGUUGUUAUGGAUUUUAAGCUGCCAGUUAAAUUCAUGUAUGUGAACAGAAGUGGAAUCCAGAACUCCAAAUUAAAAAAAAACCAAACAAACGAAAAACAAAAAAGGGCACUUCCCCCAUAAUGCUUGGAAAGCGCUGCAGGACUUCAAAACGGGAUUCAUAAAGGCUGAGAUCACUGAGCUAAUAUUUACCCUUCCGCUUAGCUUUAGUCAAAUCAUUCAGGACAAGAUAUUUUAAAACCCACACUUCUGGGGAAGGUACCAGAGUUAUAUAUGAAGAAAUGCCUUCCAACUAAGAAUCCAGAAGCUACAACCAUUUUCUGAGCAAAAACCUACAGUCUAUCUUACUGAAGAAAAAUGACACUUAAAAAAAACUUUUCUUUCCUCAAUUUUAAGAAAUAUGGCUACUUCUUUUUCUGUAAUAGUGUUAAAACAUUAGCUUAGAUUGUAGGGCAACUGUGUUCAAGUCUCUCUUUUGCUAAAGAGGAUUCAAAUAACCCUAAGGACACUAAAGAAGCUUGCUAAAGCUAUUCGUGGAUAAGAGAUUCGUCACCAAUCACCACUAACAUGCUGACAUAUUUCAAAAAUUCCAGUGUACUGGGCCAGUCACAGUAUGACUGAGUAGGUAAGCCAAGCAUCUGGGAAAGUGAGAUAUGGUUCCAGCCCCAGGUCUAAAAACUUCUAUACAGUCUUCAUAUUUUGUAUCCUCUCUGAUACGGGAAGACAACUUUGGGCAAUUGAGAACUGACGCACCAGUUGAACAAAGGUGCAUCCAGAGCUCACUGCUGAGCAGUUUGCACUUUGGAUUUGGGUACCGAAAUGAAGCAUGAAUAGAAUUUAGACACCUACAUUUUUUUUUGGAUCUAGUUCUUGGGCUUCAUCUUUCACUACAUGAAAAAAGCUUCUGUUUUUACCUCAGAGGCAGAAGAGUGAAAGCAUGAAGGCUGUUGCCAUGGCCACAAGGUAACAUUAGGUGAAACAAGUGUCUUAUUUGAGCUCCUACUGGAUACACAUACAUCACAGAAAGCACUAACACAGUUCUAGCUCUUGUAAUAGGUUCCAUAUAUAACUCAGUAGGUACAGAAAAACAAUUACUAUAUUUUCUCAUGAAGAAUACUUCUCCUGUGCGUCACAGUUGGACAUACAGACUUAAAGAAAUGUAACGUGAAGCAGGUAAUGUAAACCAAACCUGUCCUGUAUAUAUUUUGAACAGCAAAACAAAUUUAGAUGUAAUGGACACUUGAUUUGCAAUCGUUUUUAAAUACAAUUUUUUGGACUUAUUCUUUUAAAAAUACUUCAAAGCAAAGCACUAUCAUUGAUUCUAAACAUCUGCAAUUCAAUUGCUGCUGUCUUAAACAAAUUUUUUUAAAAAAUUAUGCACCUUUAAAUGACUCUUAAGAAGCAACCCUGCCAAGCGGUCCAAAUAUAAACUGACUCUAAAAGUUAACAGAGGAAUUAUUCUGAAUUAGAGCAGUAAUAUAAAAUACUGUUUUUAUAUAAAGUACUAAGAAACUUAGAAACACUGAACAAUUUUCUGCCUUAAUAAUGCUUGCAAAUGUAACCAAACUAAAUUCUUGUUUUAAUCAUUUUUCCUUUCAAGGGAAAAGUCUGUUUUCCUUUGGCUUCAUCUUUCACUACAUGAAAAAAGCUUCUGUUUUUACCUCAGAGGCAGAAGAGUGAAAGCUUGCUCUAUCAAGUAUUUAACAAACACUUUUUGCCUUGUAAAGCUGAAAUAUCAUCAUACUAUCUCAUGCUUUCACCUGCCUCUAUCACAUUAAAAAAAAAAAAUCAACAAAAAAUCCUAUUUGUCCUUUACAGUCAACAAAUUUAUUCUCCAGAAACUACAUAUACUUUAUACAUUGCCAGGAUAGACCUCUUCAGCCCCAGGCUUAGAUAAAUUAAAUGACAAUACAAACUUAGGUGUAAUGUAAAUAUUUUAUCUCUUCAAAGAUGUUGACAUGUUUUUCUUUAAAAGUAUUUUCCAAAUGCUUUCUUAACACGUGCACUGUGAAAAGAACAGGCUCUAACAAAUAGCAUUUCUAUCAUCCCACUUGUUCUUCUGGCCUCCAUGGUUACGGGUCACCUCAGUUACUCUACAUUUUGAAAUUCAGUUCAGGAACAAAAUUACUGUCAUUUAUAUGAAAUAAAUUUAAUAUUAAUACCCCAGCCAACUUGUCUUUUGAUGAAUUCAACUGGCUGUAAUUAGGACAGCCUACUACAAAAUGCCUUUGCUUCUUUACAAAGUUUAAACAAGCGUCAUUGGCAAGCACGUUAAGCAAAACAGAACAAUUGAAUCAAAUUUAACCAACUUUUUAAAGAUGUUCCUACAAAUAAUACCUACUGAUAGAACAUAACAUAUAUGCUUUAGGGCAAUAAAAUAAAUUGCAUUGAUUAAAGCUGGUUACAUGAACAGGCUUAACCAACUGUUGCAAAAAGAGGUCAACAUAUCAUAUCACUAAGAGAUUUCCAAACCCCGUGAUGAAAAUUUUAGUGCUAAUUCAGAAAUGGUAUGUACAAUCCAGAGAGAUACCCAUUUGUUAACUGAACCACAAUUUGGUUUCAACAUGAUUAAAAUCAAGUUGGAUGCCUUUUCUCUUUGCAAAAUUAGUAAACACACCAGCAAGAAACACAAUCCAUUCUUACAAUUUUACAAAAGUGGAGAGGUAAAAUACAUAUGGGAGGAGGAGGCAUGUUUCGGACUGUUAAAAAAAAAAUACAGUACAAUAUUCACAUAUUUAGGAAAAAAUAAGCCAGUUACCAAACGUUUAAUUGGUAAAAGUUUAAUGUCAACUUACUUAUAAAAAUGAAAAAAUAUUUUAACAUUCACCAUACAACUGAGCAACCUGGCCCUACUGACUAUUAGCUAUAGGAAGGCAUUUAAGGAAAUGAUGGUUGUGUCAAAACAAAGGCUAACUUCAGGGAUGUAUGUGGCUUAACCAAAAAAAAAAAAAAA
Molecule: messenger RNA, 7334 nt
Organism: Struthio camelus australis
Lineage: Eukaryota; Metazoa; Chordata; Aves; Struthioniformes; Struthionidae
Source: RefSeq, a predicted model, not a curated record